AGAGUGGCUAUGGGCAACCUCAGACAGGUGGAGGAGACGUCCUUAAGCAGCUGAACCGCACCGUGGUUGGACUUGGGGACUGGGCUGGGCUGCGGGACGAGCGGCGGUGGACGCUGUGCACGCUCGGUGCGCGGAUCCUCCUGCGGCUGCUGGAUUCACAAUAUGAUACCAAACCCAAAACAUGCGUUGGCUUGGCUGAUUCUCCCCAUCCUGCGCCUCCUCACACAUGCUGGACACUUAAACGUGAACGCGGGGAGGACGAGGGAUGUAGUUGCGAUGGAUAAAUGAGGAAUACGCAUGGACAUUAUUUUCCCCCCUGAGAAUAAUUGUUUAUAAUAACCAUCGCUCGCCUGUUUUGGCAAUGGAGAACCAAGCAGCCGAGCCGCAGAACUAUGAAGAUGUACAGAAAAGCGGGUAUCUCCGCAAGCAUAAAUCAAUGCACCGGCGAUUUUUCGUGCUGAGGGCGGCCUCGGAGCAUGGUCCCGCUCGACUUGAGUACUACGAGAACGAGAAGAAAUUCCGCAGUAAAUCACCUGUGCCCAAAAAAGUCCUGAACCUGGAGACUUGCUUCAACAUCAACAAGCGGGCAGAUUCCAAGAACAAGCACAUGAUAGUGCUUUAUACCCGCAGCGAGAGCUUUGCCAUCGCUGCAGACAGCGAGGAGGUCCAAAAUGAGUGGUACCAAGCAAUGCUGGACCUCCAGGGCAACUGUAAAACCCCUGAAGACUAUGGCAGCAGUGGAGAGUGUAGCUCUCCAUCUCCUGUUCCAACCUUCAAGGAAGUGUGGCAGGUCAAGGUUUGGCCUAAAGGUCUCGGACAUGCCAGGAAUUUAGUAGGCAUCUACCGGCUGUGCCUAACUGACAAGACAGUCAACUUUGUCAAGCUCAACUCUGAUGUGGCCUCUGUAGUGUUGCAGCUGAUGAAUGUCCGAAGAUGUGGUCAUUCAGAGAAUUUUUUCUUCAUUGAGGUGGGGCGCUCAGCUAUUACUGGCCCCGGAGAGUUCUGGAUGCAGGUGGAUGACUCCGUGGUGGCUCAGAACAUGCACGAGACCCUGCUGGAGGCCAUGAAGGCCCUUAGUGAGGAGUUCCGUCAGCGCAGUAAAUCUCAGUCUGUGGGAACAUCAUGUGGAGGUGGUACUGCUUCAAAUCCCAUCAGUGUCCCGAGCCGUCGUCAUCACCCAAAUCUGCCACCGAGCCAGGUGGGCUUCUCGAGACGGGCACGCACGGAGACCCCCGGAACAGGAGGCAGCAGCACGAGCACAUCACCUACAUCGCGCCACGGGUUUCCAAGGGCGCGAACAGCCAGCAUCGGAGCCAGGUCGGAGGAGAGUGGAGCAAGUGCCAAAGGGACGUGGGCCAGCUCCAGCCCAAGUCUCAAUGGAUCCUGCUCAACUACCCCAACUCUGAGACCCAAGCCCACCCGGGCCCCAACCCCUGCUAAGAUUACCCUCAGCCUUGCACGUUACACACCUAACCCUGCUCCUUCCCCUGCGCCGAGUCUGUCCUCCAGCUCUGGUCAUGGCUCAGAGUGUGGACUAGUGGGGGCAGCGGUGGGAGGCAUGACGAUCUGCUCCUACCCUCGUGUAUCACAAAGAGUUUCUGUUUCAGGUUCACCGAGCGACUAUGGAUCCUCAGAUGAGUACGGCUCCAGUCCCGGCGAGCACUCUCUGCUCCUACCAAGCCUGUCAGGACAUCACGUACAUGGAGAAGGCUCCUCUAGCUAUAUCGUCAUGGGACAGCGAGAGAGUCUGCUUGGUUCCCAUCAUCGCUCCAAAGGCAGACGGAUACUGCGGCGUUCAUCCAGUCGUGAAUCAGAGGCAGAACGUAGACUUCUCAGUAAGAGGGCUUCACUGCCUGUGGCGUCCCACGAGCGGCUGACUCCACAUAGAAAAGAUGAAGAUGAUGAGGACGACGAAGAAUACGCCAUCAUGUCGCAGAGCGCUAACACACAGCGAGCUGAUUUGCACCAUGAUUCAGGCAGACUGAGAGUUAGGGGUGGGCAACUUGUAGGGGAGAAUAGGAAGAGGUCUGACAAAAGUGGGGAAGAAGUGGACAGAGGAGCAGCUGUGGAUAGUGGCUAUAUGUCAAUGUUGCCUGGAGUGACAUCUCCUCCUGUUUCACUUUCUCUCUCAAUAGGUAUUUCUGACUCCGGUACUAAACCCGGGGCAGAUGACGAAUACAUGGCCAUGACCCCCAACAACAGCGUGUCCCCCCCUCAGCAUAUCCGCCAGCCCAGUUCAGAGGGCUACAUGGUCAUGUCUCCCAAUAGCAGCAGCUCCACAGACCUGCAUGGACUAGGCAUGUGGGAUAGCAGGGGCAACAUGGAGAGCCGGGCUGCCAGUGACUACAUGAACAUCUCACCUGUCAGCAGCCGCUCUGCUUGCAGCACACCGCCUUCCCAUCCUGAACAGCACCAACUUCAACCAAAAAUGUUCAACUCCUACUUCUCACUGCCACGAGCUUAUCAACACACUCUCUAUACUCGCUUUGAGGAUGACUUGAACAAAGGAGAAGGAAAAAAAGAUGGCAGUGGGCACGAUAGUGCUGGACGGGGAGGAGGAGUUGGAUACAGCAAGAGAAACAAAAUUGCAAUGGGCGCUGCUGGAAGCUGCCAACUUUCCAUGUCUUCCUCUUCUUUCUCCUCUAGCUCUGCCAGUAGUGAAAGCCUCGAAGACAAGUCCAUAUCAGCGGGGAGAGGGUUAAGUUUAUUAAGAACCGGAGCAGAAUACAAGAGUGCAGGAACAAGCACGAAAGAUGGGCGUCACCAACAAAAACGUGCAUCGAGCAGUAAGAGUCCAAAGCAACAAAGGCGGGGUCGUCCCCUCAGCGUGUCUUCAGACAUUACUAAAGCAAACACGCUGCCCAGGGUUAAAGAGAAUCUGCCGCCAUCAGUGUCUCAGAAUGUUGGUGAGUAUGUCAGCAUUGUCUUCAAGGAAGACAGUAAAUAUGGCGAAGGACGAUGUGCAGGUUCCGAACGUCCUGUGAUCCAUGGAACGCUCCGACCCGUGAAUCAACCGCUCCUCCGCCAUGAUAAUCCUGCUAACCUUCCCCGCAGCUUCUCUGCACCAUUGUCCACCUCUGCUGAGUACGUCAGCAUGGAUUUAGGGAAAUCCUCAACACCAGUGACUCAUGUUAGAUCCACAUUCAGCACCCAACAGGGCCCACCAGCUGUUGCCCCUAAGGCCCGACACGAGCACGGCACGUCCUCUCCUCUGGCCGCAGAGGGCAACGUGGGCUACAGAACAAAAAUAAAGACAGCAGCAGCGCUGACAGAAGUCCCGCCUCCAUUUACGGAGAGCAAAGCCUCAGAUCCCAGCACUUCAGCACGACCUGCCAUCCACUCUGGUCAACCCUUACCUGUGGAGCAGGAGACAGGUUUGGGCUUUUCCCCAGUCAAGUCCUUCCAGUCUCCGGAGCGGAGCAGCAGACUGGUCCGAGGUGACCAGCAGGGACGCCUAAGCCACUGCCCAGAGACAUUCAAUUCACCUCCCUCACUACCACGCCACGCAUCCUCUUCUACCUCCCUCUUCCCAGAGGGCAGCCAGGCAGUGGGCCAUCGGCAUGGUUUGGACUGCUCACUGUGGGAGAGCGGGCAGGCUGCUAGUAUGUCUGCCACACCUCCACCUCAAGCCUCCACCUCAUCUGGAGAACAAGGCCUUAAUUAUAUUGACCUUGACUUGGCCAUUAAGGAGAGCCCUCAAGCUGGAGUGGAGCACACCUCUUCUGCCUACAACAUGGGAGGAAGCGCUAUGGGUAGCAGUGCUGGCUCCAGCCUCAACACUUACGCCAGUAUUGAUUUCUAUAAAUCAGAAGAAUUGAGAGCACACCAGAACAGUAGAAAAGAUGGUCAAGACUGUUGAUCUCCAUCUUCGUCUUGGAUCUUAGAGUGACAGUCCGUCAGGGGAGGGGUGGCAGCCCGAUCUGUUGCCACAACAGAACUGUACACUGGAGUCUGAACACUGAAACCCUGGAAAACUCAUCCCCAUCCCGUCUGCUGUUUUCUGUCAACCAAACGUGUGCCAAACACACCACACACACAGACACACAGACACACACACACAUA
Neolamprologus brichardi is the source of this 4062-nucleotide messenger RNA. Its product is annotated as insulin receptor substrate 1-B. The record is from RefSeq and is a predicted model, not a curated record. Gene Ontology annotation, biological process: insulin receptor signaling pathway. Gene Ontology annotation, cellular component: plasma membrane; cytosol. Gene Ontology annotation, molecular function: phosphatidylinositol 3-kinase binding; insulin receptor binding. Lineage: Eukaryota; Metazoa; Chordata; Actinopteri; Cichliformes; Cichlidae.